AUGGUUAACUUCACCGUUGAUGAGAUCCGUGGCCUCAUGGACAGGCCCACGAACAUCCGCAACAUGUCCGUCAUUGCCCACGUCGACCACGGCAAGUCGACCCUGACCGAUUCGCUGGUCUCCAAGGCCGGUAUCAUUGCCGGUGCCAAGGCCGGUGACACUCGCUUCAUGGACACCCGUGAUGACGAGAAGGAGCGUGGUAUUACCAUCAAGUCGACCGCCAUCUCGAUGUACUUCUCCAUGGACAAGGAGGACGUCGGCACCAUCUCGCAGAAGACCGACGGCAACGAGUUCCUGAUCAACCUGAUCGACUCGCCCGGUCACGUCGACUUCUCGUCCGAGGUCACGGCCGCCCUGCGUGUCACUGACGGUGCGCUCGUCGUCGUCGACUGCAUCGAGGGUGUCUGCGUCCAGACCGAGACUGUGCUGCGCCAGGCCCUUGGUGAGCGCAUUAAGCCCGUCGUCUGCCUCAACAAGGUCGACCGUGCCCUUCUCGAGCUCCAGGUCGGCAAGGAGGACCUCUACCAGUCGUUCCUGCGUACCAUUGAGUCGGUCAACGUCGUCAUCGCCACCUACAACGACCCCGUUCUCGGCGAGAGCCAGGUGUACCCCGAGAAGGGCACCGUCUCGUUCGCCUCUGGCCUCCACGGCUGGGCCUUCACCCUGCGCCAGUUCGCCGCCCGCUACUCGAAGAAGUUCGGUGUCGACAAGCAGAAGAUGAUGACCAAGCUCUGGGGCGACAACUUCUUCAACCCCAAGACCAAGAAGUGGACCACCAAGGACACCGACGCUGACGGCAAGCCCCUCGAGCGUGCCUUCAACAUGUUCAUCCUCGACCCCAUUUUCAAGGUCUUUGACUCGAUCAUGAACUUCAAGAAGGACGAGACGGCCAAGAUUCUCGAGAAGCUCGAGGUCAAGCUCACCUCGGACGAGCAGGACCUCGAGGGCAAGGCCCUGCUCAAGGUCGCCAUGCGCAAGUUCCUCCCCGCCGGUGACGCGCUGCUCGACAUGAUUGUCAUCCACCUUCCCUCGCCCGUCACUGCCCAGCGCUACCGUGUCGAGACCCUGUACGAGGGUCCCAUGGACGACGAGUCGGCCAUCGGCAUCCGCGACUGCGACCCCAACGGCCCGCUGAUGCUCUACGUCUCCAAGAUGGUCCCCACCUCGGACAAGGGCCGCUUCUACGCCUUCGGCCGUAUCUUUUCGGGCACCGUCCGCUCCGGCCCCAAGAUCCGCAUCCAGGGCCCCAACUACACGCCCGGCAAGAAGGACGACCUGUUCAUCAAGUCGAUCCAGCGUACCGUCCUCAUGAUGGGCCGCUACGUCGAGCCCCUCGAGGACUGCCCCGCCGGCAACAUCCUCGGCCUGGUCGGUGUCGACCAGUUCCUGCUCAAGUCGGGCACCCUCACCUCGUCCGAGACGGCCCACAACCUCAAGGUGAUGAAGUUCUCGGUCUCGCCCGUCGUCCAGGUCGCCGUCGAGGUCAAGAACGCCAACGAUCUGCCCAAGCUCGUCGAGGGUCUCAAGCGCCUCUCCAAGUCGGACCCCUGUGUGCAGGCCUGGAUCGCCGAGACUGGCGAGCACAUCGUCGCCGGUGCCGGUGAGCUCCACCUCGAGAUUGUGCUCAAGGACCUCGAGGAGGACCACGCCCAGAUCCCGCUCAAGAUCUCGGACCCCGUCGUCGGCUACCGCGAGACUGUCACGGCCGAGUCGUCGAUGACGGCGCUCUCCAAGUCGCAGAACAAGCACAACCGCAUGUACGUUGUGGCCAUGCCCCUCGAGGAGGAGCUGGUCAAGGAGAUCGAGGCCGGCAAGGUCACGCCGCGCGACGACCCCAAGAUCCGCGCCCGCCACCUGGCCGACGAGCACGGCUGGGACGUCGGCGAUGCCCGCAAGAUCUGGUGCUUUGGCCCCGAGACGACUGGCCCCAACGUCCUGGUCGACGUCACCAAGGGUGUCCAGUACCUCAACGAGAUCAAGGACUCGUGCGUCGCCGCCUUCCAGUGGGCCACCAAGGAGGGCGUCUGCGCCGAGGAGCCCGUCCGUGGCGUCCGCUACAACAUCCUCGACGUCACCCUCCACACCGACGCCAUCCACCGUGGCGGCGGACAGCUGAUCCCCGUCUGCCGCCGCGUGUGCUACGCCGCCUCGCUCCUCGCCAAGCCCUCGCUCCAGGAGCCCGUCUACCUCGUCGAGAUCCAGUGCCCCGACUCGGCCCUCGGCGGCAUCUACUCGUGCCUCAACCGUCGCCGCGGCGUCGUCUUCUCCGAGGAGCCCCGUGUCGGCACCCCCAUGGUCACCGUCAAGGCCUACCUCCCCGUCAUGGAGUCCUUCGGCUUCAACGCCGACCUCCGCCAGGCCACGGGCGGCCAGGCCUUCCCCCAGUCCGUCUUCGACCACUGGGCCCUCAUGAACGGAAGCCCCCUUGAGCCCGGCAAGCUCCAGGACAUCGUCACCUCGAUCCGCAAGAGGAAGGGCCUCAAGGAGGGCAUUCCCGGCCUUGAUAACUACCUUGACCGUCUCUAG
Molecule: messenger RNA, 2526 nt
Organism: Pseudozyma flocculosa PF-1
Lineage: Eukaryota; Fungi; Basidiomycota; Ustilaginomycetes; Ustilaginales; Ustilaginaceae
Exons: 4
Coding region: 1-2526 (841 amino acids)
Biological process (GO): translational elongation
Cellular component (GO): ribonucleoprotein complex; cytosol
Molecular function (GO): GTPase activity; ribosome binding; translation elongation factor activity
Source: RefSeq, a predicted model, not a curated record